Microthlaspi erraticum is the source of this 1146-nucleotide messenger RNA. NCBI's taxonomy places the organism in Eukaryota, Viridiplantae, Streptophyta, Magnoliopsida, Brassicales, Brassicaceae. The record is from the annotation of a GenBank genome assembly.
AUGAUCAAAGAGGAGACCAAUUCGUGUGUUCAUCCUUUUGGUGGUGUUAUGGCAGAACCUGAUCACAAGGAAGUGGAGCUUGAUGCAGCAAAAGCAAAGGUUGAGAAAGUUAGAGAAGAAAACGAGAAGUUAAAGCUCUUACUCUCUACGAUUCUUACUGAUUACAACUCUCUUCAAAUGUAUGUCUCCAACUUUGUCCGACAACAACAUGAAGCUUCUAAGGAGCUAGACAGUAAUGAAUAUGAUCACGACGAUUCUGGAGUAGAUAUAUCUCUUAGGCUUGGAAGAUCAGAGAUUAAGAUCUCCAAGAAAGAGGAAGAAGUAGAGAAGAUUAGUCUUGACAAUGAGAACAAGGUAGGGUCAGAGAAGAAAAGAUAUGCACUCGGUUUAGGAUUUCGGAUUCAAAGUUUUGAAGAUGCGAAUAGUACUGAUCACUCCAUGAAGUUAGGUUAUACUUCUAGAGAUGUUAAGAAUGGAAACGCAGAAGAUAAAUGUGUACUUUCGAAAAAAGAUCUCAAAACUGCUAGAAAUGAAGAUCAACAAGAUGUUUUGGAAGAACAUAAUGAGCAACCAAGUUUGAAGAAAACUAGGGUUUGUGUGAAAGCACCAUGUGAAGACCCAUCGAUAAACGACGGAUGCCAAUGGAGGAAAUACGGUCAAAAGACUGCAAAAGCGAAUCCUCUUCCACGAGCCUAUUACCGUUGCUCCAUGUCAUCAAAUUGUCCCGUCAGAAAACAGGUGCAAAGAUGUGGAGAAGAUGAUACAUCCGCUUAUAUGACGACAUACGAAGGAACUCACGAUCAUCCUCUUCCCAUGGAAGCAACACACAUGGCCGCCGGAACUUCCGCUGCCGCCUCAUUAUUACAAUCUGGCUCCUCUUCCUCCGCAAGUCUAAGCUAUUACUUCCCUUUUCACCACUUCUCUGUCUCCACCACUAAUGCCCACCCCACCGUAACACUCGACCUCACACGACCAAACUAUCCCAAUCACUUACCAAACUACCCUCUUUCUUCCUCAUCUCUCAGCUUCUCUUCCUCUGAUCGCCCAUCUAUGUCCAACAGUCGUACCUUGAGCUUCAACAGCUUGAUAUCUCAAGCUCCCUUGAAUACAUAUUCACAUCAAACAAAACUCUCUGGACAACCGUAA